CCUCGGUAGCCUAAAUGCCAAGCAGACACACAGAGCCAGAUGGCUGCUCAUUAUAGAUAGUAACGUUUCUGUCCCUCCUUCCCCCCAUCUCACACGCACCCCCUCUCUCUCUCUCUCUGUCAUGCAUUAGCUUCCUCGCCCAUUCGCCCAUUUAUAGCCAUCAGUCCCACCAGCCUCUCUAGUACCUCACCAAGCCAAAUUCUUCUCUUCCUUCUGCAGUCUCUUAUCUUGCUUGUCUUUUUAGUGUGGAGAAACUAAUAACAAGCCAUGGUAGUACUUUCCCAACUAGCUCUAGAACCUUUCUCAGUUAUCAAAACAUGCAAGCCUAUAGGCUUGUUUUCCGAGAUACCCGUUAUAGACUUGACAGACCCUCAUGCCAAGACUCUCAUAAUCAAGGCAUGUGAAGAGUUUGGAUUCUUCAAGCUGGUAAAUCAUGGAGUUCCAAUGGAAGUCAUGACCAAAUUGGAAGCUCUUGCUACCAACUUCUUUAACCUCCCCCAGCCUGAGAAAGACAAGGCUGGACCUCCUAACCCUUUUGGCUACGGAAACAAGAAAAUUGGCCCUAAUGGUGAUGUUGGUUGGGUUGAAUAUCUCCUCCUUAACACCAACCCUCAAAUCUCCUCCCAAAAAACGUCCAUUUUUCAGGAAAACCCACAGAUUUUCCGCUCUGCUGUUGAAGAUUACAUACUGGCAGUGAAGAGAAUGGCUUUUGAAGUAUUGGAAUUGAUGGCUGAUGGGCUGGAGAUUGAGUCAAGGAAUGUGUUCAGUAGGCUGUUGAGGGAUGAUAAGAGUGAUUCAUGUUUCAGGCUAAACCACUACCCACCAUGCUCAGAGCUGCAAGCAUUGAGUGGUGGAAAUUUGAUUGGGUUUGGCGAGCACACAGACCCACAGAUAAUAUCUGUUCUAAGAUCUAACAACACAAGUGGCCUGCAAAUUUGUCUGAAAGAGGGAACUUGGGUUUCAGUCCCCCCUGAUCAGACCUCUUUUUUCAUCAAUGUUGGUGAUGCCUUGCAGGUGAUGACAAAUGGAAGGUUUAGGAGUGUCAAGCACAGGGUUUUGGCUGAUCCCCUGAAACCAAGGAUUUCCAUGAUUUUCUUCGGUGGUCCACCUUUAAGUGAAAAGAUAGCACCUUUACCCUCCUUAAUGGCAGAAAGAGAAGGAAGCUUAUACAAGGAGUUCACAUGGUUUGAAUACAAAAGGUCCGCAUACAAGUCAAGGCUAGCUGAUUACAGACUUGGGCUAUUUGAGAAAACUGCAGGCCAAUGAUGUGGUCAAUUCGUAUUUUAGUAAAAAUUAGGGUUUCGCGAAAACUCAAAAUUAAUAGGUGUGAAAACUUUACCCAGCUAGCCACAGAUGGAAAGCAAAUAGGCUCUUCGUUCA
This is a messenger RNA of Populus nigra (black poplar), 1380 nucleotides long. RefSeq names its product gibberellin 2-beta-dioxygenase-like. The record is from RefSeq and is a predicted model, not a curated record. Gene Ontology annotation, biological process: gibberellin catabolic process; response to light stimulus. Lineage: Eukaryota; Viridiplantae; Streptophyta; Magnoliopsida; Malpighiales; Salicaceae. Bases 268 to 1266 code for a protein of 332 amino acids. The transcript has 3 exons.